AUGUCACAAACGCCAGAGACGAGCAAUUGGAUCCAAGAUCGGAUCCCUAGCGGGAAGUCGCAUGGCGAUCGCAAGAGGAUCUUCCUAGCUAGCUCUUUGCGUACGACCUCGGACUCGUUAAGGAAAUGGCGCGAACGUUUGAGAUCGAUGAAAAGAGCAUCGCCCAGUGAACUUAGUGGUUUCGCGAUGUACCUUUCAGAAGGAAGCUUAUUUCCGUGGAGGCUGUGGACUGUUGCAUCUCUACAAACCUCGAUGCUAUUAUCCAGAACUAUGUGCUACUGGGAGGUGUCACCCGCACCGAAAUGUGGAGAGGUUGCAACAACCUGCAAACCUGGACUACAUUCACAGGACCGUCAACCACUGCGCAAACUUCGUGGAUCUGGCCAUAAGAGCGGACAGGCAACGCAUCGAAAACAACUGGUAUCGCUUGAAGGCUAA
Molecule: messenger RNA, 438 nt
Organism: Necator americanus (New World hookworm)
Lineage: Eukaryota; Metazoa; Nematoda; Chromadorea; Rhabditida; Ancylostomatidae
Exons: 1
Coding region: 1-438 (145 amino acids)
Source: RefSeq, a predicted model, not a curated record